Messenger RNA from Photinus pyralis (common eastern firefly), 1485 nucleotides. Its product is annotated as fatty acyl-CoA reductase wat-like. Gene Ontology annotation, molecular function: alcohol-forming very long-chain fatty acyl-CoA reductase (NADP+) activity. The transcript has 6 exons. Gene Ontology annotation, cellular component: peroxisome. Gene Ontology annotation, biological process: long-chain fatty-acyl-CoA metabolic process. The record is from RefSeq and is a predicted model, not a curated record. Bases 1 to 1485 code for a protein of 494 amino acids. Lineage: Eukaryota; Metazoa; Arthropoda; Insecta; Coleoptera; Lampyridae.
AUGGAGGAGGCGACGCCGAUUCAAAAGUUUUAUAGUGGCCAAACGGUUUUCGUGACCGGCGGCACCGGGUUCGUGGGGAAGGUCCUUAUCGAAAAAUUGCUAAGGACCUGCUACGACCUUAGGAAAAUUUACAUGCUGGUCAGGCCGAAAAAGGGACAGACAUGCGAGAAGCGAAUGGAGGAGUUCUUUAACAAUUCGUUGUACGAUCGUUUGAAGAUUGAGCAACCCGCUUCCACCGGCAAGCUAUGCAUGAUUCCUGGCGAUUGCGAACUGCCCGAUCUUGGAUUAACGGCCGACGACCGGGAGCUGUUGCGAUCCGAAGUGAACUGCGUGUUUCACGUGGCGGCGACGGUACGGUUCGACGAGAAGCUCUACAAGGCGACCUACAUCAACGUGCGCGCAACCAGAGACCUGAUACGGCUCGCCAAGGAAAUGCUCGAGCUGAGGAGUUUCGUUCACAUCUCGACGGCGUACUCGUUCUGCGUCAACAGCACGAUCGAUGAAAAAAUCGGCGAGGUUCCGAUAACGGCGGAAAAUUUGAUCAAAUUCGUCGAAACGACCGGAGAAAAGAGAGUGGUUGCUGCCACGCCCGACGUGAUCAAGCCAUGGCCGAACACUUACGCCCUGACGAAAGCUGUCGCGGAAAAACUGCUCGAAACGUCCGGAGCCGGACUACCGAUUGCCGUCGUCCGUCCGUCUAUAAUUCUCGCAACAGCGAAUGAGCCGGUGAGCGGAUGGAUCGAUAAUUUCUACGGGCCGACCGCCGUUUUUUUAGGUGUCGCAAUGGGCAUCAUUCGAACGGUCCAAUGCGACGAAAAUUGCGUCGUCGACGCCGUCCCCGCCGAUUAUUUAGCUAACACGGUCAUCUCGGCCGCCUGGAUGGCCAGCGGUGGACACCCAGACGGGUCGAUUCCCGUAUUCAACUUCGUCUCCAGCCGCGAAAGCCCGAUAACUUGGAAGGCCAGCUACGAAACGGCACUGCGCUACGCGAGACUGAUACCAUCGAUGAAAGCGCUCUGGUACGGCUUCAUAAAGACGACACCGAGCCCGAUCGUAUUCAACAUCCUCCACUUCCUGCUGCACAUCUUGCCCGCCUGUCUUAUCGACGUUUUCCUCUCGUUAACUGGAGAGAAACCCUACCUUCUAAACAUUUACAAGAAAAUUAAGGAGAACAUACACACCCUGUCAUACUUUACCAUACGACAAUGGAACUUCGUAAACACAAACACUCGAACCCUUUGGAUGAGCUUAAGUGACGAAGACAAAUCGCUUUUCCAGUUUAAUAUGAACAGCUUCUCCUGGAAUAGCUACAUUUACUCUUACGUUUACGGGACGCGACUAUACCUGCUAAAGGAAAAGGUCGAAACGUUACCGCAGGCGCGAAAAAGACUGUUUCGUUUGAAAGUUAUCCACUACCUUGUAGUGGUCAUUCUCCUGUACUUUGUAUACAAAUGUGUCUCAUUCGCUCUAAAUUUGCUAUUUUGA